AUGGAGAGAAAAUAAAAUAAAAUUGAAUAAGAAUAAAAGAGUAAAACAACAAAAAUCUUAGUAAGUUUGUAAUAUGAAGUAGAGGUAAAAUAUGAUUAAUAUCAAUAGGGAUCAUUCAACAGAAUUCAUGCAUAACUUGAUCAACUAUUGAAUGAUGAGUUUAAUUUUAUCAACAUUUUACCAUCUUAAGCAUCAUCAGAUUUGCCAAAACUCAAUUCUAAUCCUUAACUUAAAUUUAAAAAUGACGAUUUCCCAUAAUAAGGCAUCAAACAUGUGAUUCAAUUAAUCAAAAUUAAUAGUCAAGUCCAACAAAAACACAAUGAACAAGUAAACUAACCAUUUACUAAAAAGUUAAUAUAAUAGAACUCAAUUAAAUAAAAUGAGCCUUGUUAAGCAAUUCCUAAGCUUAUUGAAAAAUUCGCUCAAGCACCAUAAGCCUAAAAUUCACCAAAUUUCACAUUCAGUUCUUUUCUUAAGUCUCCAUCAAUUAAAAUAUCAGAACAAAAGAAUAUCCUACAAACCGAUUAUUUAUUUGCUAAUCAUGACACUAGAUUCAUCUUAAUUGAACCUGGAAUCCUGAAGUCUUGUAGUUGAGCCAUCAAGAUUAUUUCUUUAACUAGUUGGAUUGGCAUAGGUAGAGCUGAUAAGAGCGUACUUUUAUUGAAGAAGUUAAAAGUAUUAUAAAAUUUAAGCGAUUUAACAAAUUU
Messenger RNA from Paramecium octaurelia, 707 nucleotides. The record is from the annotation of a GenBank genome assembly. Lineage: Eukaryota; Ciliophora; Oligohymenophorea; Peniculida; Parameciidae.